GAGCAAGGGUUUAACAAAGUCAUGAAACAAACAUAAACCAUUACCUUCCCGCGCUGAAAAACCAGUGCUAGUCUCAGCGAAGAAGAAGAACAACAACAAGGGUUUCAUCUUUCACGGUAAACGCAAGAUGGAAGACUACGAAAUGGCAAUGGAUUCUUCUCCCUCACCCAGCUACUUCGACCCACAAGACCUCACCACUCGCCAGCAGUUCCGCCGUUACGGGAAGAGGCACUCAACUUCAGGUGCUUCAAUCCAACAAGACAACUCGGCGUCCAAGUUAAGUCAAACGGGGCUGUUUUAUGACGGACAAAGCAUCCAUAGUCCUACAAAUGCCGCACUUGUUCUUGAAAAUAUUAAACAAGAGGUGGAGAGUCUUGAUGCUGAUUACUUGGAAGAAAGGGCACAACAUUCCUCUAGAAGGAGGUUAUCCGCCGAUGCUCAUGGAGUCCCUGGUAUGGAUGCUGGUUUUUACUCUGAACGCCACUCAUUAAAGGCGUGUAAGCAAGAGGAUGAAUCUGUAGGAGACGGUGCAGAAACAGUAUUUACGUUAUAUGCAUCUCUGCUUGAUUCUGCUUUGCAAGGAUUCAUGCCUAUUCCUGAUCUGAUACUAAGAUUCGAGAAUGCAUGUCGAGAUGUUUCAGAGUCUAUCAGGUAUGGUUUGAACGUUAGGCACCGAGUUGUUGAGGACAAAUUAAUGAGGCAGAAGGCUCAGCUCCUGCUUGAUGAGGCGGCAACAUGGUCUCUCUUGUGGUUCCUUUACGGCAAAGUGACUGAAGAACUAUCUAAAGAGAAAAUACUGGUGUCAGAUACCUCACACGUAGUGGCAUGUGAGUUUGUUGCAGAGGACCAUGCAGCUCAAUUGUUCCUUCGAAUAGUCCAGUGGUUAGAAGGUUUGGCUUCUAAAGCACUUGAUUUGGAAGUGAAGGUGCGUGGAUCUCAUGUUGGUAGUUAUCUCCCCAACAGUGGAGUUUGGCAUCACACUCAACGCUAUCUAAAGAAAGGAACUUCUGACAUGAACAUUGUUCAUCACCUCGACUUUGAUGCUCCAACUCGUGAAAAUGCAAAUCUUUUGCCUGAUGACAAAAAACAAGAUGAAUCUCUUCUAGAAGAUGUAUGGACUCUUUUAAGGGCUGGUAGGCUAGAAGAGGCAUGUGGACUUUGCCGGUCUGCUGGACAGCCCUGGAGAGCUGCUUCUCUAUGCCCUUUUGGAGGUUUGAGUCAGUUUCCUUCUGUUGAAGCUCUGGUGAAGAAUGGUAAAAAUAGAACUUUGCAAGCUGUUGAAUUUGAAAGUGGCAUUGGUCAUCAGUGGCAUCUUUGGAAAUGGGCUUCAUACUGUGCGUCAGAGAAAAUAGCAGAGCAAGGUGGGAAAUAUGAAGCGGCUGUGUAUGGAGCCCAAUGUAGCAACCUAAAAAGGAUGCUUCCACUCUGCACAGACUGGGAGUCAGCAUGCUGGGCAAUGGCAAAGUCUUGGCUAGAUGUUCAGGUAGACAUGGAGGUUACUCGCUCACUACCAGGGGGAGUUGAUCAACUUAGAGCUUUUGGAGAUGUAAUUGACGGAAGCCACGGACAUGUUGAUGGCUCCCUUGAGCCUUCAAAUGGACCUGAAAAUUGGCCAAUUCAAGUGUUGAAUCAGCAACCACGACAACUUUCAUCUCUUCUUCAAAAACUUCAUUCAGGGGAAAUGAUCUAUGAAACUGUUACCCGACAAUGCAAGGAGCAACAGCGGCAAAUUCAGAUGACUCUAAUGCUAGGGGACAUACCACGUGUACUAGACCUUAUAUGGUCAUGGAUAGCACCUUCCGACGAUGAUCAGAAUGUAUUUAGGCCUCAUGGAGAUCCUCAAAUGAUACGAUUUGGUGCACAUCUAGUCCUCGUGCUUAGAUAUUUAAUUGCUGAUGAAAUAAAGGGCGCCUUCAUGGACAAGAUUAUGAGUGUUGGUGAUCAUAUUCUUCACAUGUAUGCUAUGUUUCUCUUUUCAAAGGAGCACGAGGAGUUGGUGGGUAUAUAUGCUUCCCAGCUUGCACGUCAUCGUUGCAUAGACCUUUUUGUUCACAUGAUGGAACUUAGGCUGCACAGCAGCGUGCAUGUCAAAUACAAGAUAUUCCUUUCUGCUAUGGAAUAUUUACCCUUUUCUUCUGAGGAUGAUUCUAAGGGAAAUUUUGAAGACAUUAUUGAGAGUGUUUUGAUGAGAUCUAGAGAGAUCAAGGUUGGCAAAUAUGAUAGCCUGUCAGAUGUUGCUGAACAGCAUAGACUUCAGAGUCUUCAAAAAGCUAAAGUCAUCCAGUGGCUUUGCUUUACACCGCCAUCAACAAUUACUAAUGUCAAAGAUGUUAGUAAAAAACUUCUUCUCCGAGCAUUGGUACAUAGCAACAUACUCUUCAGAGAGUUUGCCUUGAUUUCUAUGUGGAGAGUACCGGGGAUGCCUAUAGGUGCCCAUACAGCACUUGGUUUUCUUGCUGAACCCCUGAAACAGCUUGCUGAAACUCUUGAGACCUCUGAGGAUGAUAAUAUAUUUGAGGAUUUAAGGGAGUUCCAAGACUGGCGUGAGUAUUACUCCUGUGAUGGAACCUACCGCAAGUGGCUCAAAGUUGAAUUAGAGAAUGCAGAAGUUCCUGUCUCUGAACUUUCACUAGAGGAAAAAGAAAGGGCUGUUUCAGCCGCCAAGGAAACACUGGAUGCAUCUCUUUCGCUGCUAGAAAGAAAAGAAACACCAUGGUUGGCAUCUAUUGAUCAGACAUAUGAAUCAGCUGAACCUGUUUUCCUUGAACUUCAUGCAACCGCAAUGCUCUGCCUACCAUCUGGAGAGUGUAUGUGUCCAGAUGCUACUGUAUGCACUACACUGACGAGUGCCCUCUACUCUUCCGCUGGUGAUGAGGUUGUCUUAAAUCGACAACUAACGGUGAAUGUGUCUAUAUCUUCAAGGGACAAUUAUUGCAUUGAUGUUGUUCUUCGUUGCUUAGCAGUAGCUGGUGAUGGAAUUGGACCACAUGAUUUCAAUGAUGGGGGUAUUCUUGGCACCAUUAUGGCUGCUGGUUUUAAAGGCGAGCUUCCUCGGUUUCAAGCUGGAAUUACAAUGGAAAUAUCCCGAUUGGAUGCUUGGUAUUCUGACAAAAGUGGUACCUUGGAGUGCCCGGCUACAUACAUUGUUAAAGGACUUUGUCGGAGGUGCUGUCUCCCUGAAGUCAUUCUUCGUAGCAUGCAGGUUUCUGUUUCUCUCAUGGGAUCUGGAGUUCUACCUGAUUGCCAUGACACUUUGGUUGAACUGGUUGGCAGUCCUGAAACUCAGUUUGUUCACCUGUUUAGUCAACAGCAGUUACAGGAAUUUUUAUUGUUUGAGAGGGAAUACUCAAUCUGCAAAAUGGAGCUUUUGGAGGAAUGAAUUUUGUCCUUUGAGCAGAACUUGAUCGUGAGCUUCUUCCAGAGCCACAGAUUUGUUUUGGUGUUUUGAACAUUUUUUGGUGUAUCUUGAGCUACAGUUUUGAAAUUAUAUAUUGUUAUUUGUCUAGUAAUUAUUUUGCUUUGAGUAGAAAAGAGGGAGUAUGAAAAACUUUGUGCAUAAGCGUGCCUUGUGAAUUACUAUUUUUAUCUUGUUUUUUUAUGAACUGGAUGUCCAAGAAGGCUAUGGGCUUGACCCAUGUGUAUUUAUUUUUA
Molecule: messenger RNA, 3651 nt
Organism: Lotus japonicus
Lineage: Eukaryota; Viridiplantae; Streptophyta; Magnoliopsida; Fabales; Fabaceae
Product: nuclear pore complex protein NUP107
Exons: 24
Coding region: 128-3379 (1083 amino acids)
Biological process (GO): regulation of DNA-templated transcription; mRNA export from nucleus; post-transcriptional tethering of RNA polymerase II gene DNA at nuclear periphery
Cellular component (GO): nuclear pore; nuclear pore outer ring
Molecular function (GO): structural constituent of nuclear pore
Source: RefSeq, a predicted model, not a curated record